Molecule: messenger RNA, 1113 nt
Organism: Tachysurus vachellii
Lineage: Eukaryota; Metazoa; Chordata; Actinopteri; Siluriformes; Bagridae
Gene: avpr2b.1
Product: arginine vasopressin receptor 2b, tandem duplicate, 1
Exons: 2
Coding region: 1-1047 (348 amino acids)
Biological process (GO): positive regulation of vasoconstriction; regulation of systemic arterial blood pressure by vasopressin; G protein-coupled receptor signaling pathway
Cellular component (GO): membrane
Molecular function (GO): vasopressin receptor activity; peptide binding
Source: RefSeq, a predicted model, not a curated record
AUGUCGUUCUUGAGCUCAAACGUCAGCAACGUGAACCUGACGCCGAAAGCAAUGGACAAUCAACCGCCGCGGAAUGAAAUAUUAGCUCGGAUCGAGAUCACGCUGCUCGGUGUUAUCUUCCUGAGCGCUACGGCUCUGAAUCUCGGUCUCUUGCUCGUGCUAGUGAGGAGGCGCGGGUCCAUGUCCCGCAUGCGCGUCUUUGUUUUGCACCUGUGCCUGGCGGAUCUCGCCGUUGCUUUUUUCCAGGUGUGUCCUCAGCUCCUGUGGGACAUCACGGACCGUUUUGUAGGUCCAGAUUUGGUGUGCCGCUUGGUCAAGUACCUACAGGUGGUCGGCAUGUUCGCCUCUGCUUACAUGAUAGUUGUGAUGACAUUAGAUCGCUACCAAGCCGUGUGCAACCCCAUGGGCACUCUGCAGAGGAGGAGAGCGCGCUGGAACUUGCCGGUGUGCAUCGUUUGGGCAGUAUCCCUUGUGGGCGCCCUGCCGCAGAUUUUUAUUUUCUCCCGCGUCCAAGUAGCUCCAGAGGUUUUCGACUGCUGGGCGCAAUUCGUACAACCCUGGGGACUUAAAGCAUACGUGACGUGGACAACUUUGGUCAUUUUUGCGCUGCCGAUCUUGACAGUGAUCGUGUGCCAGGUAUGCAUUUGCCGCGCCGUGAGGGUCAGAUUGCACAUGAACACGCACCGUGAGGGCUGCACAAAUGCUAGCAGCGUGUUCGGACUCUCCAAGGCGCGCGUAAAGACCGUCAAGAUGACCGUAGUAAUCGUCCUCGUUUACGUGGUUUGCUGGGCGCCUUUCUUCACCGUGCAGCUGUGGUCAGUGUGGGACGACGACGCUCCGACUGAAUCUGCAACAUUCACCAUCCUUAUGCUGCUUGCAAGUCUGAAUAGCUGUGCUAACCCCUGCAUCUUCCUUGUCUUCAGUGGCCCAGGACCCAAGCAACUGUUGACACUGAUGUGUACGAGCCACAGUGAAAGUAAAAUGUCUGUGCCUGAGGAUGCCACAGUGUUCAGUACUGUCUACCUUAGCUUAAAGAGUCUCGCUUAGAUAAAAUCCUUGGCCUCAUACCUAUGAAGCUACCUAAGUGUUGUGGUGAUGGAAGAUUGAAUCCAA